This is a messenger RNA of Populus nigra (black poplar), 1972 nucleotides long. RefSeq lists its product as uncharacterized. Gene Ontology annotation, molecular function: acid phosphatase activity; inositol phosphate phosphatase activity. Bases 193 to 1662 code for a protein of 489 amino acids. The transcript is spliced from 11 exons. The record is from RefSeq and is a predicted model, not a curated record. Lineage: Eukaryota; Viridiplantae; Streptophyta; Magnoliopsida; Malpighiales; Salicaceae.
UCUAAAUCGUGGCGAAAAUCUGCAAGGCGCAAGCGAUACACCGCAUCAACAGCGUUUUCUUUCUUCUCCUUUUUGAAAACCGUGGAGGCAUCCUUUCCCUGUUGAUCAAUUCCCAACUAUACAUUCUUCUCUCUUUACCACUCUACUACCGUCUACAAAGAGGAAGAGGAGAGAAAAACUAUAGACGCAACAAUGUUUGCUAUUCUGAUCUUUGUGUUGUUAUCUAUAACGGCGCAAUUAAAAGCUGAUCAUGGAUUCGAUGUCCGUCACUACCUGUCCACUGUAACAACAUAUGAUGUAGUGAAAGAUAUUGUCAAAGCUUCUGCUAAUAGCACUCCUGAUGGUUGCACUCCUAUCCACCUAAACCUUGUGGCAAGACAUGGAACUCGUUCCCCUACCAAAAAGCGAAUGAGAGAGUUAGACAAGCUGGCUUCUCACUUGGAAGAGCUCAUAAAAGAUGCUGAAGAACAAAAUUUGUCCUUGGAAAAAGUUCCCUCAUGGUUACGGGGAUGGAAAUCUCCUUGGAGAGGGAAAUUGAAAGGUGGAGAAUUGAUCAGGAAAGGAGAAGAAGAAUUGUACAAUCUUGGAAUCAGGAUCAGAGAGAGAUUUCCAGAAUUAUUUGAAGAGGAAUACCACCCAGAUGUUUAUACUAUAAAGGCUUCACAAGUUCCUCGCGCAUCAGCUAGUGCUGUGGCAUUUGGCAUGGGGCUGUUAAGUGAGAAGGGAAGUCUGGGACCUGCACGACAACGAGCUUUCGCUGUUACAAGUGAAAGCCGUGCGAGUGACAUAAUUUUGAGGUUUCAUGAUUGUUGUGGAAACUAUAAGGUUUUUAGGGAGAGGCAGGAGCCUGCUGUUGAUAAGCUUAAGGAACCUGUCCUGGAUGAAAUCACUUCUGCAUUAGUGAGCCGCUAUGAACUCAAUUUUACUAGACAGGAUGUUGCUAUGUUGUGGUUUCUGUGUAAACAGGAAGCAUCUGUCUUGGAUAUAACUGAUCAAGCUUGUGGUCUCUUCAGCCCUUAUGAGGUUGCUUUGCUGGAGUGGACAGAUGAUCUGGAGAUGUUUAUAUUGAAGGGUUAUGGUAAUUCAAUAAAUUAUCGAAUGGGAGUGCCAUUGCUUGAAGAUGUUGUUCAGUCCAUGGAGGAAGCCAUUAAAGCAAAAGAAGAAAAGCAUGCUCCUGGAAGUUAUGAGAAGGCAAGGCUGCGUUUUGCACAUGCAGAGACCGUGGUCCCAUUUUCAUGUCUGCUUGGACUUUUUCUUGAUGGUUCUGAAUUCCAAAAAAUACAAAGGGAAGAACCUUUGGAACUUCCUUCAAAACCUCCCCAGAGUAGAAAUUGGCGGGGCAGCACUGUGGCUCCUUUUGCUGGUAACAACAUGCUGGUCUUGCACAGCUGUCCUGCAAAUUCUGAAAGCAAGUACUUUGUCCAAGUUCUCCACAAUGAACAUCCCAUUCUGAUGGCGGGUUGUGGUUCUGAUUUUUGCCCAUUUGAAGAGUUUAAGGAAAAAAUAGUUGCUCCUCAUCUGAAGCACGACUAUAACAGUAUGUGCACUGUACACCUGGAAGCACCAGAGCAGAAGCCUGUAGCCAGUAAGUUAUCACAACUGUUUCGUUGGCUCUUCUCUAUGCAGAAUGAUGAUACACCGUCCACGAAAGAUGAUUUAUAGUUUGUUAUUGAAGAAUCAAAGAAAGAAGAUUUCUUACAUGCUACUUUUUCCUCCAUGUAUGCUGAUUUUCAGCCAAGGCCAGCUCUCCCUUUUAGCCGAGUGUCUUUUGGAUUGAUCUGAUUGUCUCACGGCACUGAACUUACCGGCACGAUUCUGAAUUCUGAUCUAUAGUAUUUUUUUCUGACAGAUCUGUGCCUCCUUUUAACAGUUCUACUCCCUUUUGUAUAUCUGAAAGGGAAAUAAUCUUGUAAUGUCAUGUAGAUCGCCUGAAGGCUUUAGACUUUAGUUUAAUACCAUCCCUUUUCUGCCA